Molecule: messenger RNA, 2460 nt
Organism: Jatropha curcas
Lineage: Eukaryota; Viridiplantae; Streptophyta; Magnoliopsida; Malpighiales; Euphorbiaceae
Product: Major facilitator superfamily protein
Cellular component (GO): membrane
Source: RefSeq, a predicted model, not a curated record
ACUUAAAGCUCUGAGCUAAUUUUAAAAAAAUUGUUGGUUGAACAAAGUGUUACUGCUUGAAUCCCUUUCAAUCAGUAUUGUCUGCUCGGAUUUAGAGCUUACUUUAUGAUGUAGCAAUCAAAAAUUUGAAAUUAUUAAUUGCAAAUUGAAUUUCAUUAUUCAAGAAGCAGCUUUGGGAGAAACUGUCAUUUUAAGAAUCAAAAGUCUUUCUCAUGGUUUUAUUGAUUAGAAAAAUACAAAUCUCCCUGUCAAAGAUAAAAGAAGCAAAUGUCAUAAAGCUACAAUCACAAUACUAUCCCAAAAAUAAUCAUUCCUCCAUUGAAGAAAAAGUUGCUAAUUUUAUUACACGCCACAAGAAAAUCUCUGAACUCUAAUCUCUAACCUGUGAAUGCUUUCUUCUUCUAUUCUGCAACUGUCCAUUGAUCUAAAAUGCCAAAUAUAGUGCUUAAAGCAGGGAGUAGGCCACCAUGGGUAGGAUUGGCUGCGGCAGCUUGGGUUCAAGUGGCUGCAGGGAAUGCCUAUAACUUCCCACUCUACUCUACUGCCCUUAAAUCAGUUCUUGGAUUCAACCAGCAACAGCUAACAAUCCUUGGAGUGGCCUGUGAUAUUGGAGAGAAUCUGGGUUUGAUUCCUGGCAUCGUCAUCAAUAAAUUUCCCCCUUGGUCUGUGCUUUCUGUUGGUGUUCUUUUUUGUUUCUUGGGUUAUGGUGUUCUUUGGCUUGCUGUUAGCGAAACUGUCAUUGGCUUGCCUUAUUGGUUGCUGUGGCUUGCACUUGUUGUUGCCACUAAUAGCAAUGCAUGGUUUGGCACAGCUGUGCUUGUAACCAAUAUGAGAAACUUUCCUCUCAGUAGAGGUACUGUUUCUGGCAUUCUCAAAGGUUAUGUUGGAAUCUCUGCUGCAGUAUAUACAGUGCUGUAUAAUUUGGUACUUACUGACUCUGCUUCAAAGCUUCUGCUAUUCCUUACACUCGGCAUUCCAGUUAUAUGUCUAGCCAUGAUGUACUUUGUUCGACCCUGUACUCCAGCUUCUGAAGAAGACUCUUCAGAGCAUGGCCAUUUUGUUUUUACCCAAGCUGCAAGUGUUGUGCUUGCCCUAUAUCUUCUUAUGUCCACUAUAAUAAGUGAUAUGGUUUCUUUAAGUGAUACUGUUUCAUACAUAUUAGUUUCCAUAAUGGUGAUUCUUUUGAUGUCUCCUCUCGCAAUUCCUGUCAAAAUGACUCUUUUUCCGGCAAGGUCUAAGAACCAUAUCCCAGCAUCUGAUUCCUCAGAUAACCUGGUAUCAAGGGAAGAUGGAUCAACCUCAGCAGAUCCUUUGUUGACACCAUCUUCAUCAGCUACAUAUCUUGGAAGUUUUCUUGAUAGUGAGGAUGCUUCAGAGGUGGAAAUACUUCUUGCAGUGGGGGAGGGAGCAGUAAAGAAGAAAAGAAGACCUAAGAGAGGGGAGGAUUUUAAAUUUCGUCAGGCUUUAAUCAAGGCUGAUUUCUGGCUUCUUUGGGUAGUAUACUUUCUUGGAGUUGGUUCUGGAGUUACUAUUCUCAAUAAUUUGGCUCAAAUUGGGGUCGCAUUUGGUCUUGAUGAUACAACGAUACUCCUCGCUGUCUUCAGUUUUUGCAAUUUUGUUGGCCGUCUUGGCUCAGGUGCCAUUUCUGAGCACUUUGUCAGGUCAAAAACAAUUCCACGCACCAUCUGGAUGACAUUAGCUCAUAUGAUUAUGGUUGUAACAUUUGUUCUAUUUGCGUUAGCUCUUGAUGGUAUUCUUUAUGUUGCAACUGCUCUGAUUGGCAUCUGUUAUGGUAUUCUGUAUUCUGUAAUAGUAUCAACUGCCUCUGAGCUAUUCGGCUUGAAACAUUUUGGCAUAAUUUAUGCCUUUAUGUUAUUGGGCAACCCUAUUGGUGCCCUUCUUUUCUCAGGGCUGCUUGCAGGUUAUGUAUAUGAUGCAGAAGCUGCGAAACAAGGAAGCUCUACCUGUGUAGGUUCUGAUUGUUUCAAGUUGACAUUCCUUGUUCUAGCUGGCAUCUGUGGAUUGGGCGCCUUGUUCAGCAUAAUCCUGACAAUUAGAAUACGCCCAGUAUACCAAAUGCUUUAUGCAGGAGGCUCCUUUCGUCUACCGCAAUCUUCAGGUCAUUGAUGAGCAGAAAUUGUUAUCUAUUAUCAAAUAAAAAGCGAGAAAUGCAUAUCCUGCAGAGUUUUUAGUAUUACAGUACUCAGGAAAGUGACUUGCAUGGGCUACAAAUUGCUGCCUAUGGUGCAAAUUGCUGAGAUAGUAAUCUCCCCCAAUCAAGAAUUAGCUAGCUGUAGGUGGCUAAUUGUUGUUUGUGCAAUAGAGCUUUUUGUAACGACUUGAAAAUUUUGUAUGUACACACAUAUACAUCCAAGUUGUUGUGUUGGUUGCCCUUUGAGAAAUGUUUUUGCUUCUGUAUCAAUAAAAUCAUGUCCUGUGCUAUAAUCACAGCUAGAUCAA